AUGAGCGACAGAAACAACCAGAUCCAAGGCGAUGGCAAAGAUGAGCCAACAGCAGGUGUCAGGAACAAAAGGACGUCCAUGGAAGCUGCGACAGAACCCCCUCGACGCCAGAGCUCCGAUCGACGCCAGAGCUCCGAUCAAGCGAAUAGUAGGAAGAAACAUGGUCUUCACAGAGACCCAAAGGAACUUGAGACAAAGAUUGAAUCUGCCAGGUUCAAACCAUCCAAUAAUUCAAAGACACCAGGUGCCGUGAGCGUGGCGGCAACUCCCUUUAGCACAUCAACUCAUUCGGAGGUGGACGAUGUCACGCAAACAACCCGCACCCAGAAUGCCACCGACCACUUGCCACAACAAGCCAAGAUGAGGAAGUCUGGGCUACACAGAAACCCACAAGAGUUUGGCGAAAAGAUCCAAGCUGCCAGAGUCAAUUCAGAAAAGCCAGGUGCUGUGAGUGUGGCUGGAGUUCCCUCGUCCUCCAAUAAUAAAUACCCUCAUUCCGCAAGUGCGGGAGGGGUGGCACAUUCAACCAGUGUGGGGCAGCUUAUUAACAGCAUGAAGAAGCAUGGGCUACAAAGAAACCCAAUAGAUUUUCAGACAAAGGUUGAUGCUGCCGGUGGAUUGAUCACAGGGGUGUCGAAUCCAAACAAGCCGGGAGCGGUGAACGUGGCUGCAACUCCCUCCCUCUUGUCAGAUCCUCCCACAGAAGUGACUCCACCCUCACAAGCAAGCAUAUGUGGCUCUUACAGUACUGGAAAUGCAUCCUCUGUGGCUCUUUCAGCUCGCAUGCCACCAAAAGCCAACACCAAACGGGGUCUACACCACAACCCUGGAGGGGUCACGACAAAGACUGAUACAGCCAGGCCUAUUCCAAUCAAUUAUGGGCAAGCAAGGAAUGACGCAAACAGCACUGUUACCAGUAGCAUUGUCACAUUAAGGGGCCUUCGCAAGAAUCAAUCUGUCACUACUCAUGCAGAGGAAUCAGGCACAGAGAAAAUCACCACUACAACUUCCGUCAUUGAAGACUCGGAUCCAGUUUCCAGAAUGAACCUUCAGAACCCUCAAAUGACCUCGAAGCAGAAAGGGAAGUUCAGUCAGAAAAGGAAGCUAAAGAAAGAGAAUGCAGAAGAAUUGGUCUAG
Molecule: messenger RNA, 1137 nt
Organism: Seminavis robusta
Lineage: Eukaryota; Bacillariophyta; Bacillariophyceae; Naviculales; Naviculaceae
Source: the annotation of a GenBank genome assembly